AUGGAGGUCUUCGUUCGUGGGGUUCCCGAACGUGCAACUGAGAAUCAGCUUCAGAAAUCAUUCCGUACAGUCUUGACACCCCUAGGCAUUCUCGAUUGGAAUUGCCAGAAACGUACAGGAAACAAUUACUGCUUCGUUUUGUUUCUCAAUAUCCAGGAUGCGCAGAAGUUCUUGGAACUCCAUGGUCAGGUAAAGAGUGCGGGCUUAGGCCGUGACUUCCUUCCUCCUGGUCGGACCAACGUCAUGUUCAAUGGCAUCGCUCUUUCCUGCGCUCGCAGCAGGAGGACACCCGAUCAAUGGGCACUAAAGAAUUUACAAAUGGAGGCCAAAGCACGUGAAAAGAAGCCUGCGAAGCCAACACAAGAGAAACCAACUCCAGCCAUCGCUCAGGGAUCGGAUAGUGAGCUUCCCAUUCAUUCGAUCUCAUGUGGCUUAUGGAAAUACACAGUCAAAACUUCAGAGCCUCUUUUCAUGACAUAUCGGAAAUGGAAAAUCACGGGCACAAUCAAGUUCACCUCGAAAAAGAUAAUAAUCAAGACAGACAGGUCACAGCGUAUUGAUAUAAUGUCCCCGAAUGUCUGGGAAACAAUCGUCAGUGGCCUUCCCAACCCUGGAAUUACUGUCACUUGUACAGAUACGCCCAUGUUUUUCCGGACUGGACCAGACCUCCAAAAAACCACAGCCGCCUCCACAGACCUGAGUCAGCUCCUUCAAAGCAUGAAUCUUUCGAAUCGACCGUCUUCAGUGAACAGAUUCAGAAUACCCUCACUUGAUACGGAGCAUGCCUCAAUUGUGGGAAGCUGCCUUGUCUAUCAUGUCGGUUUGCCUCAGAUUAGCACAAAAUCUCAAACACAGGCCUUGGAGCGUAUGCACCUCCGGCCUCCGCUCAUUCGACCGAACAUCCUCACUCAAGUCGCCCCCAAGUCCUUUAAAACCGAGUUUGCUCCACUUCUCAAUGCGCUCAAGGACCCAGUCCUGCCAUUCCCGAUCAAGUUUCAAUUGCAACGACUUUCAACCGUUGGCUCUCUACCACCAGACACUGUGCUGGCGCUUUUACCCAUCAUAAAGAGCCUGCUGAGUCGAUGCAACCUUCGGACCACCGUAGAGAUCAUUCGCAGUCUGUUCCGGCAAUUGCCUUACCGCAGCCUCGAGGCCGACCCGGCGGUUUUUGCGGUUGAGUCGUUGAAAUCACGUUUACGCGAGCAUUACGAACGGGUGAAGACUGGCGAAAUCGACCACAGCCAGCGUCUCGACUCCGAUAACAUAGCGUAUAUCCACAAGGUCAGCAUAACUCCCUCGCGCUUAUACUUGUCUUCUGGUCCAGAGCCAGAAAACAACAAUCGUGUUCUUCGAAAAUACCCGGAUCAUCAUGACUACUUCAUCAGAGUCCAAUUUUGUGAAGAGGAUGGUCAGCAAUUACGGUACAGUGCUCAAGUAUCAAACGAUGAAAUAUUUCGCGGCCGCUUCACAAAAUUAUUGAACGAAGGCUUUAACCUUGCAGGCCGCCAUUUCUCUUUCUUAGGCUUUUCUCACUCGUCUCUACGUGCCCAGUCAUGUUGGUUUAUGGCGCCAUUUGUUCACGAGGGGCGUUUACUUCUCGAUCGAAUGCUAAUACAGGGUCUGGGCGAUUUUUCACGAAUCAGGUGCCCGGCAAAGUGUGCCGCAAGGAUUGGACAAGCUUUUUCAGAGACACCAACAGCAAUUACGAUCCCCCCCGGCGUUGCCAGGGAGAUCCCUGAUGUGGAACGCAAUGGCCGUGUCUUCAGUGACGGCGUAGGAACAGUCUCAAGAGGUGUUCUAGAGAAGAUCUGGGCUCACUUACCCACAACGAGGAAUGGGAGACCACUAUUGUUUCAAAUCAGAUAUGGAGGUGCUAAAGGCAUGAUUGCUCUGGAUAGUCGACUUGCUGGAGAUGCUCUCCGCUUUCGCCGAUCCAUGAUGAAGUUCCCAGGAUCGGACUCCUUGGAUUUCGAAAUAUGCAACAACGCGUUUCGUGCUCUCCCGUAUUACUUGAAUCAACAGAGCAUCAAAAUUUUGGAAGACAUGGGUGUCGACGACGAGUUUUUCUUUUUCCACCAAAACCGAGAAGUGCGUCGAUUGCGAUCCACCACCUCAAGUGCAUCAUCGGCUUCCAAAUUCCUCAAGCGUCAUAGCAUUGGAAAUCGCAUCAGUCUACCUUGGCUCAUACGCAAACUUGAAGUACUAGGUCUUUCAUUUCGUGAUGACCCAUUUCUGAAGAAUAUUGUUGAGAUUGCCGUGCUAUUAGAAUUGAGAUCAUUGAAGUAUAAGUCUCGGAUUCCUGUAGAAGAUGGAUACACUCUGCAUGGCAUCAUGGAUGAAACAGGCUUCCUCAAGGAAGGCGAGAUCUUUUGCACGGUCGAAGAAGCUGGCAAGGAUCGAGUUGUUGUGCAGCGAAAUGUUGUCGUCACUCGAAGCCCGGCUCUUCAUCCUGGUGAUAUUCAACUGGCUAAUGCGGUGCACCCGCCGUACGGGUCGCCCUUGUUGGACCUUCGGAAUUGCGUUUGUUUCAGUCAACAUGGAGAAAGAGAUCUCCCAAGCAUGCUAAGUGGUGGUGAUCUAGAUGGCGACCUUUAUCAAGUUCUGUUCGACUCUAGAGCCAAGCCAAAGCGUAAAUUCACGCCAGCAGAUUACUCCCGGCCGCCUCCCAUUGAUCUCCAGAGAGAGGUGACACGUGAAGACAUGACAGACUUCUUCAUCACAUUCAUGGCGACCGACCAGCUGGGGCGAAUCGCCAACAACCACAAAAUCAUAGCUGAUCAGCGUGCAGAUGGCACGAUGAACCCAGACUGUCUUACACUUGCAGAGAUGCAUUCAACAGCUGUCGACUUCUCGAAAAGCGGAAUCCCGGUCGAUCUUAGCAAGAUGCCGAGAUUUAGCUCAUGUCGACCAGACUUUAUGGCUUUUGGACCACAUAUCACCGUGACGAAGGGCAAACCAUUGGCAUUCAGCGUUUCCGAAGAUGCAGAACCUGAUGACGAGGACGACAAACCAAUCCCUCGAUAUUACGAAAGCGACAAAAUCCUGGGCAAACUAUAUCGGGCAAUCGACGAGCAUGAAAUCUUCACCGAUGUUCAACAGAGCAAUACACCUCCGAAAGUCACGAAAUCUGUCUUGGGAGGCAUACUCGAAUAUAUCAAGCAGAACUGCGAACUCUCUUUCGUGGAAUCUUACAUGAAUCGAGCUCGAGGUAUUCGUGCAGAAUAUGAAGAAUGUGUUCGAAACGUUUCGUGGGAAUAUAGUCCUGACUGGACGAAGGCCCUCAGUGAACAAGAGGUCUUCAUUGGAAACAUCCUAGGAAAAACCGGUGCACAGACCAAACGACAACACGACUUGGCUGUUAGCAUGAGCGAGCGAUUCGAUGCAGAUCUAGCAUACAUCGUGAGUCUCAUUGCUCAUAACGACGACGAGGAGGAGGACGAAGACCAUCUCGGUGGCCUGGCGCUUAGUGUUGGUUGUUUCUUGGCCAGUAUUGAAGACCUUCCGUUUGACCUGGCGAACACGCAGAAAACUGACGGACUUGUCAGCUUUCGCUAUGUGGCUGCGGCUUUAUGUUUGAAGGAGAUUGAGUAUGUUCAGAAACAAACAUUCCUGGAACUAGGAAAAAGGGCAUACGCUUGA
Exophiala bonariae is the source of this 3639-nucleotide messenger RNA. RefSeq lists its product as uncharacterized. Lineage: Eukaryota; Fungi; Ascomycota; Eurotiomycetes; Chaetothyriales; Herpotrichiellaceae. The record is from RefSeq and is a predicted model, not a curated record. Gene Ontology annotation, molecular function: nucleic acid binding; RNA-directed RNA polymerase activity. Gene Ontology annotation, cellular component: nuclear RNA-directed RNA polymerase complex. Gene Ontology annotation, biological process: siRNA processing. Bases 1 to 3639 code for a protein of 1212 amino acids. The transcript has 4 exons.